Molecule: messenger RNA, 1471 nt
Organism: Calidris pugnax (ruff)
Lineage: Eukaryota; Metazoa; Chordata; Aves; Charadriiformes; Scolopacidae
Product: transmembrane protein 132C-like
Exons: 2
Coding region: 440-1471 (343 amino acids)
Source: RefSeq, a predicted model, not a curated record
CCCGCGAUAAAGGCAGGGGAAGCCGGGUCGGCCGGAGCCGCAGCGGAGGGCGCUCGGGUUUAGCGGGGGAGAGAGCCAGCCAGCGGCCGGGGGGGACGACCGAGCCCCGCCGGCUCCCGGGUCCGGGACCUUCCCCGCCCUUUGCUCGCCCGCUUGAAAAGUUUUGCCCGGGGAGCGGCGGCGGUGCCGGGGCGCCCGUCAACCUCCGUCCGCCAUGGGCGCUGCCCGCCGGCGCUAACGGGAGGACGUGAGGCUGAGGGGAAGGAGCGGAGCCGGCAAUGGGCAGCAGCCCGCCGCGGGGCUGAGCGGCGCUCCGGAGCGAGGUGUGCCGGCCGGGCUCGGCGAUGGAGCGCCCGCAGCGUGCGGCGGGCGGGGAGAGCUAGCGGCGUCGGCGGAGCCUCCCGGAGCCGCGCCCGGGACGUGUCCCCGUCUCCUCGGCAUGGCGGGGGCUGCCCCCGGCGGCGGGCCCCGCUGCCCGGCUGUCAGCCUGCUCCUCGGAGCCCUGCUCUGCGGAGUGACAGAGUGUCGAGGGGUCUUGGACAAUAACCAGAGGUUUUCUUCAUUACCAACGUACCUACCUGUGAGCUACCGGAUCUUCAGUGCUGAGACAUCUUUCUUUCUCAAAGAAGCCAACCAGGACUUCAUGAGAAAUUCCAGUUUGCAGUCCAGGGUGGAGUCGUUCUUCCCAUAUAAAGCCAAGAGACCACCAAUAUUAAAUGCCAGCUAUGGACCUUUUUCUGUUGAGCAAGUUGUGCCCCAGGACCUAAUGUUAAAUUCAAACUUUUUUGGAUCUGCCAACAAGUUUACUUAUAACUGGAAGCUUAAGGCCUACAUAAUGAGCGACAAAAUUUACCUGAGCAAGCCCAAAGUCCAGGUCCUGUUCUACAUCGUGGGCAGGGACUGGGAUGACUAUAGCACCACGGAACGGCUGCCCUGCCUGCGGGUGUUUGCCUUCCGAGAGACGCGGGAAGUCAGAGGCAGCUGCAGGCUAAAAGGGGAUUUGGGGUUGUGUGUGGCAGAGCUGGAGCUCCUGCCAAGCUGGUUUAACCCGCCGAUGGUCGUCACGGGCCGUAAGAAGCCACCAGAUCAGUUUGAAGGGAGCCCUGUUGAGCUUUACUAUACUAUCCAACCAGGAGACGAGAAGGGAGAGUGUACUGCCGAGGAUAUAAGGAAGGGAAAUGCUAUUCGGCCAGGAAAAGAUGGCAUGGAUGAAACCGUGUCCCACUUACAGAGGAUUGGAUCCGUCAGCCUCUAUCGUGGCCAGGAGACUUCUCAGCUAACGGAGCUACGGCUGGAUAGUAAUAUUGUUGUCUGGUUGCCCUCAAAGCCUGUCAAACAAGGAGAGGUUGUGAAUGUUUAUGUGACAAUUGCCAACAAUUCUACGGUGGAUCAGUUCAUACUCAGGUACGGUAGGCUGUUUCUGCAUGUUUCUAAUGAGAUAGCACACAAAGAUGUUGGGGACGUGGGGUAA